Molecule: messenger RNA, 1443 nt
Organism: Colletotrichum karsti
Lineage: Eukaryota; Fungi; Ascomycota; Sordariomycetes; Glomerellales; Glomerellaceae
Product: ATP-dependent rrna helicase rrp3
Exons: 4
Coding region: 1-1443 (480 amino acids)
Molecular function (GO): nucleic acid binding; RNA helicase activity; ATP binding
Source: RefSeq, a predicted model, not a curated record
AUGGGCGAUAUCAAAAAGCGCAAGACGUCGCACGACGGCUUCUCGGCCAAGGUCGCCAAUACGAAGAAGACAAAGCCGUCCCCGGCCGAGUCCGUCGACGUCGAAUCGUCCGAAUCAGAGCCUGAAGCCGAAGACAACGCGACCACUGCUGAAGAAGCCAAAAAGACGUUCAAGGACCUCGGUAUCGUCGACUCCUUGGUUGAAGCCUGCGACGAGCUUGGCUAUAAACAUCCGACACCAAUCCAGGCCCAGUCAAUUCCACAUGCACUGAACGACCGCGACAUCAUUGGUUUGGCAGAGACAGGUUCCGGCAAGACGGUCGCUUUCGCACUUCCGAUCCUACAAAAUCUCCUCAAGAAACCCCAGGCCUUCUACGGACUUGUUCUCGCCCCCACAAGAGAGCUGGCCGCGCAGACUGCCCAAGCUUUCGAAGCACUCGGCUCCUUGAUUAACCUUCGAGUAUCAGUCAUCGUUGGUGGCUUGGGCUCGGUGGAGCAGGCGAUUUCCUUGGGAAAGAAGCCUCACAUCAUCGUGGCAACACCCGGGCGUCUUGUGGACCACCUUGAGAACACCAAGGGGUUCUCCCUGCGGUCACUUAAAUAUCUGGUCAUGGACGAGGCAGACAGGCUUUUGGACAUGGACUUCGGCCCCAGCAUCGACAAGAUCCUCAAGUUCGUCCCCCGCGAACGCCGCACCUUCCUCUUCUCCGCCACCAUGAGCUCCAAGAUCGAAAGCCUCCAGCGGGCCAGUUUGCGCGACCCCGUGCGCGUCAGCGUCAGCACCGACAAAUACCAGACCGUCUCGACACUCAUCCAGAACUACCUCUUCAUCCCGCACACCCACAAAGACACCUACCUCAUCUACCUCGUCAAUUCGUUCGCCGGCCAGAAGAUUGUCAUCUUCACAAGAACCGUGGUGGAGACCCAGAGAUUGGCCAUCCUGUUGCGCACCUUGGGCUUCGGCGCCAUUCCCUUGCACGGACAGCUGAACCAGUCGGCGCGUCUGGGUGCCCUGAACAAGUUCAAGACAGGCUCUCGCGACAUUCUUGUGGCGACGGAUGUGGCUGCCCGUGGUCUGGAUAUCCCCAAAGUCGACGUUGUUCUGAACCACGACCUCCCCCAAGACAGCAAGACAUACGUCCAUCGUGUCGGACGUACGGCGCGUGCUGGAAAGUCGGGUGUCGCUCUCAGUCUUGUCACCCAGUACGAUCUGGAGAUCUACCUGCGCAUUGAGGCAGCCCUGGGCAAGAAGCUCGAGGUAUACCCAACGCAAGAUGACGAGGUGAUGGUGUUCCAGAGCCGCGUUGAGGAGGCGCAGAGGCAUGCGAGAGUGGAGAUGAAGAACAUGAUGGAGUCGUCCAAGGGCAAGAGGGGUUCCGUGAUGAAGACUACCAUGAGGGGUAGCAAGAGGCGUCACGACGGUAUGGACGCCGAGGAGGGCUAA